Molecule: messenger RNA, 4509 nt
Organism: Lethenteron reissneri (Far Eastern brook lamprey)
Lineage: Eukaryota; Metazoa; Chordata; Hyperoartia; Petromyzontiformes; Petromyzontidae
Product: general vesicular transport factor p115-like
Biological process (GO): endoplasmic reticulum to Golgi vesicle-mediated transport; intracellular protein transport; transcytosis
Cellular component (GO): ER to Golgi transport vesicle membrane; Golgi stack; cytoplasm
Molecular function (GO): protein binding
Source: RefSeq, a predicted model, not a curated record
GUAGGAAGGCCGCGCGUUCCGCCGUGCCGCUCGCCGCAUCUCCCUCGUCCCCCCUCCCCGCGUCGCCAUGAAUUUCCUCCGCGGUGUCAUGGGCGGACAGGCCGCUGGGCCGCAGCCCACGGGCGCCGAGACGGUGCAGAAGUUAUGUGACCGUGUCGCGUCCUCCACACUGAUCGAGGACCGGAGGGGUGCCGUGAGGGCUCUCAAAUCGCUCUCCAAGAAGUACCGCAUGGAGGUCGGCACGCAAGGCAUGGAACACCUUCUGCACGUCCUGCAGACUGACCGGUCCGACGCGGAGAUCACGGCCUUCGCGUUGGACACGCUGUGCAACAUCGUCUCGAACGACGUGGGCGAGGAAGAAGAGGAACAGCACCACCAGCAGCAGCAACAGCAGCAGAAGACGGCCCCAGAGGAGGACCUGGGCGCCCAGUUCACCGACGUCAUCAUCCAGAAGCAGGAGAACGUGUCGCUGCUGCUCUCCUUCCUUGAGGAGUUUGAGUUCCACGUGCGAUGGGCGGCUGUGAAGCUGCUCACGGUACUCCUGAAGAACCGAGGACCGGCCGUGCACCAGAUCAUCCUCGUCACGCCCACAGGAGUGUCGCGCAUGAUGGACCUGCUGGUGGACACCAGGGAGGUGAUCCGAAAUGACGGGCUGCUCCUGCUGCAGCAGCUGACCAAGGGGAAUGCGGCGAUCCAGAAGAUCGUGGCCUUCGAGAACGCCUUCGAGAGGCUGCUCGACAUCGUCUCCGAGGAGGGGCACAGCGACGGAGGGAUCGUGGUGGAGGACUGCCUGCUGCUCCUGCAGAACCUACUCAAGAACAACAACUCCAACCAGAACUUCUUCAAGGAGGGCUCCUACGUGCAGCGCAUGAAACCCUGGUUCGAGGUGACCGAGGAGAGCGCUGGCUGGUCGGCGCAGAAGGUCACCAACCUGCACCUCAUGCUGCAGCUUGUGCGGACGCUGGUGUCUCCGGCGAAUCCGGCGGGCGCCGUGGCGGCGUGCCAGAAGGCCAUGUUCCAGUGCGGCCUCCUCCAGCAGCUGUGCGCCAUCCUCAUGGCCACCGGCGUCCCGGCGGACAUACUCACCGAGACGAUCAACACGGUGUCGGAGGUGAUCCGAGGGUGCCAGACGAACCAGGAGUACUUUGCGGCGGUCAGCGCUCCCUCCACGCCGCCGAGGCCGGCGCUGGUGGUGCUGCUCAUGUCGAUGGUGAAUGAGCGUCAGCCGUUUGUACUGCGCUGCGCCGUGCUCUACUGCUUCCAGAGCUUCCUCUACCGCAACCCGGGGGGGCAGGGCCAGAUCGUUGCCACGCUGCUCCCCUCCACCAUCGACGCCAGCGCCAUCUCGGCGGGACAGCUGCUGUGCGGGGGCCUGUUCUCGGGCGACGCUCUCUCCAACUGGUGCGCCGCGGUGGCGCUGGCGCACGCCCUCAUCGGCAACGCCGCCCAGAAGGAGCAGCUGCUGCGGGUGCAGCUCGCCACGUCGCUGGGCAACCCGCCCGUGUCGCUGCUGCAGCAGUGCACCAGCAUCCUGUCGCAGGGCGACAAGCUGGUGAGACGGGGCAACAAGGUGCAGACGCGCGUGGGCCUGCUCAUCCUGCUCUGCACGUGGCUCACGGACUGCCCCAUCGCAGUCACGCACUUCCUGCACAACCCCGCCAAUGUGCCUUUCCUCACGGGACAGAUCUCUGAGAACCUGGGCGAGGAGGAGCAGCUGGUGCAGGGUUUGUCGGCGCUGCUCAUUGGCAUCUGCAUCUUCUACAACGACAACUCUCUCGACAGCCACACGAGGCCGAAGCUGAAGCAGCUUGUGGAGAAGCGAAUCGGCAAGGAGAAUUUCCUGGAGAAGCUGUCGGCCGUCUCCAAGCACGACCUCUACUCCAAGGCGUCGCAGAAGCCCCAGCCGGCGUUCCCCGGGCCCGAGCAGGUGUUCUUCGACCACGAGUUCACGCAGAUGGUCCGCGAGAUUGAGGGCUCCAUCGUGAAGGCCGUGCAGAAGUCAGCGGAGGAGGACCGCAAGGAGGAGGAGGUGCACAAGGCCAUGCAGCAGCACGACAGCGUCAUGGCGCAGUACAAGGAGCUCAUUCGCGAGCAGGACACUCAGAUUGGGGAGUUGAAGAAACAGGUGGCGUCGCUGGGCAUGCAGCUGGAGCAGGCACAGGCCACCGUGAGCCAGCAGGCAGCGCACGUGCAGCAGCUCAAGGACCAGUACAACCUGCUCAAGGUUCAGGCCGGCAAGGACGGGCCGCAGGCCGCUCACGUGGAGGUGAACGGGCUGGGCGCCGCCGGGGCCGACGGGGACGAGGCCGCCGAGCAGCUGCAGAGGCUGCGCGCCGAGCUGGAGGAGCAGAGGACGCGUGCCGCUCACGCCCUCGGCCUGCUCGCCGAGAGGGAGGCACAGCUCAGCGCGCUGAAGUCGGGGGUCGCUGUGUCGGGAGCCAGCGACCACGCGGACGCCCCCAGCGACCAGGAGGUGGAGGCCCUAAGGAGCCGGGUGUCGGCCCAGGAGAAGGAGCUGGAGCAGCUGAAGGGCGAGCGGAGUGACCUGCAGGAGCGACUUCAAGCCGCAGAUGCGCGGGCGUUUGCCCCCGGACUGGCGCUGGCCCCUGGCGACGGCGACGCGGCGAGUGGUGGCGCCGCGGCGAAGCUGGAGGAGCUGGAGUCGCGCGCCUCCGCUCUCGAGCAGGAGCACGAGCAGCUCCAGGACACGGUGCGGCUGCUCACGGAGGAGAAGCUGGCGCUGGCGGAGAGCGCGGGCGAGACCGCGCGCCUGCGCCAGGAGGUGGUGCGCCUCAACAAGGAGGCGGGCGACACGAGGAAGGAGCAGGACGACCUGCUGGUGCUGCUCGCCGACCAGGACCAGAAGAUCAUCGCGCUCAAGGGCCGCCUGCGCGAGCUGGGACACGCGGUGGAGAACGACGAGGACGACGACGACGAUGAAGAUGACGACAUCUCGGAGGGCGGAGACGACGAGGGUGCGGGGGCCGACUCCCCGGAUGAGUAGAGAGGUCGAGCUGCACGGUGCCGCGUCGCCGGCGACCCCGCCCCACACACACGGAGAGAGAGGAGCGACGGUGCAACCGUGACCAGGAGGACGUCGCACAUCCCCCAGCCACCUUCCUCUCGCUUCCCAGCCCCCUGCCUUCGACGUCCCACUCCCCGCCUUAAUCUUCCGCUCGCUCCCUUACCUUCAUCUCCAACUCUAAUCUCCCACCCUCCCCACCCCCCCACCUUUGUCUUCAAUCUCCCUGCUCCGCUUCGAAGCGAGAGGCGACGACGCGCGGCGCCGGUAACGUCCACCCUCGUGAAGAAACCGCGGCGUGGAGCGGACAGGGGUGAGGGUUGGGAGAGGGGGGGGGGGGCGGAGAUGUGCGGAGGGGGGCCGGCCCCCUAGUGGGGGUCACCCCAGGGUUGUCCCUUUAGUCGCCGCACCCAUCCCUCCAAUCGCCGUGCCCCUCCCCGCCACCGUUGCCGGCGCCGAGAUGCCUCCCGCAGGGUGGUUAGUUCGCAAAACCCAAUAGAGCAAUAGGAGUGUUCCGUGGGCGAGAUUGUCCAUAUGGUGUUCACGAGUUGACCGAUGAUGAUGACGACGGCGGCGGGGGCGGCGGUAGCGGCGACAAUGUGCUGCCAUGUAUACAAAGUAUACUCUACUAGAGAGACGACGCGUGCGUAACGAAGAGGGGCGUGCUGGCACUUGCUGCUGCGUGGGGUGCGCUGCCACUGCCCCAGCGCACCGGAGCCAGGCCGCGAGCUGUGCGCGCUGUUGGUUUGCGAGCGACGGGGGAAAUCCGCUUGUCCCGGUGGAGGUCUCUCGACAGCCGGUGACAGCCAAAAGUCGAGAGCGGCGGUGUGGUGGGGGGGGGUUGACCCCCCCCCCGUCCCCUCCCCCGGCGUUCAUGGGCACGGGAACAAGGGAUUGGUGAGUGUCAGCAUUAUGCAGAGUUGUUUUAGCAGGGGUUGUGGUUAGGCUUAGGAAUGAAGGAUUAGGGUUGUGGUUUUGAUGUAGAGUUGGGAACAGUGCCCGAGCUUCGCAUUUGGGAUCGGGUUGGAACUUGCAUUUUAGAUAUUGUUGAAAUUAUGGAUAGAAUUCUGGGUAAGUUUCGGCGCUAGCGUUUGGGUUAGGGAUUAUGCGUAGGGGUGGGGUUAACGUUAGGGUUUGGAGUUGGGGUCCCGGUCGAGGGACAGGGAUGGAGUUGGGCUCAAGGGCUGUGACGGGCAGCUGCAGUGCCUCUACCAGGGUAGCAAUGCUCCUCCACGCCCUGUUGCCCUGCAGCGCUCCCAACGGCACGGGGUGGGCAGGAGAGGCUCCUCCCGGGGCGGGUGCCGUGGUAGUAUUUAAGACGUGCGUCCACGUUGGUGCAUAUAGAGAAUGUGUGUUGGAUCGCAAGCAGAAGAAGAAGAUAUAUUUUAGGUUUCAUCGAUUUACUCGGUCUGGAGGCUGCCCCUCCCUCCCUCCCCCAGCCACGUGGGGCUGUUGUUUUCGUAUGUGAUUCAUAAAGCCGUUCCUAC